AUGUACAUGACUAUUAAUAAUGAUCAAGUCAACUUAACUAUACUGCCUUUUACUGACUCAAGUGGUAAGAUUAAAAUUGGAAGACGCAAUUCAAUUUUAGUCAAUGAAUGGACUAAAGUAUCACUAAGUAUCCACGUUUAUGCAACUUAUAAUAGAAGAGAAUUCAUUCUCCUUACCAAUACAUUCAUGAAUGGUUUUUCAACACCGCGAUAUUUUGCCUUGAAAUUGCCUGGAAAACUACGAUUUGGUGAUGGACAGUCGCCUCUCUUGCCUAGUGAACCUUUCUUAGGUUUUAUUACUGCUGCCUCCUUAUAUAAUACAGUAGACACGGCUUACAAUAUCGACCCAAUGCAUGAACCCGAUGUUCUUCAGCAUGCACAGGAAAGCACUUGGCCAUCAACACCUUCAAUUCCAUGGUGUCCAUAUAGAGUACAAUACGAUGUGGACACCAAUCAUGUUUGGCCAUUGGACGAUAAAGGGUUAACGAGAGAUAUAAGGACCAAUACUGUCAAUGGAAACAGUCAGUGUUUGAGGUUUGAACAAAUACAUCCUACAUUACCUAAUCACGCUGUCCAUGUUGACGGUUCACCUUUCGCGAGUAUUAUGCUGCCAAUAAAUGGCACUGAAGUCGACGAAUCGUUUACUCUCACAGUCAAUGUCUUUAUCUUGAACGAAUCAUCUGGUUCAUUGAUUAAGAUUGUCACCAUCUUGGGACAAACACUGUUUGAGAUAGUUGUAACAGAGACAGAGCUUCAAUUCAAUGCAUUUACAAAAACAACAACAAAUUGUGCCUCACUAACGUUGACAGAGAAUUUUACAUCAAAUGCAUGGUACGUUAUUGGCAUCAAAAGAGAUGUGGAAUCGAACUCAAUUGGAAUAAUCGUUGAUGGUUCCUUUAGCUCUACUAAUGACACUUGUGGAAUAUUUGGAAUCGAUGGCGAUCUUUCGGUUCAGAUUGGAGCUAGUAGCCGAUAUUUGCCCGGAUAUAGAGGAGAUGUUAGGUGUCUUAUCCUUUUCAAUAAUCCAGGAUCCGAUAUUAUUGACGCCAUUCAAGAUGCAUGUACAGAUGCUAAUGCUAUCUUACCUACGGUGCCACUUACCAGCUGUAUACCCAAUCUGAACAGCGGAUACCACGUGUUAUUCAAGAGAAACAUUGUUUUAUCUGAUAGCUUGUCACCACUGGCUACCUAUAUCACCAAAUCGUUAAUACAAUGUGCCAUCAGCUGUAAGGGCCAUGUAUUCUGUCGAUCAUUUACUUACGUGGAUAACCAGUGUUUAGUGUAUGAUCUGGUAACUGAAUCGGGACUAAUCUCGACUCCAGGAGCUGUUUACUACAUCCUUGAAAACAGAUCUUAA
Lottia gigantea (owl limpet) is the source of this 1356-nucleotide messenger RNA. RefSeq lists its product as hypothetical. Lineage: Eukaryota; Metazoa; Mollusca; Gastropoda; Lottiidae. The coding region runs from base 1 to 1356 and encodes 451 amino acids. The record is from RefSeq and is a predicted model, not a curated record. The transcript is spliced from 3 exons.